Notechis scutatus (mainland tiger snake) is the source of this 1540-nucleotide messenger RNA. The record is from RefSeq and is a predicted model, not a curated record. Lineage: Eukaryota; Metazoa; Chordata; Lepidosauria; Squamata; Elapidae.
UGCAUUCCACACCUUCUCUUGAAAACGGCUGUGUGAGAGAGAGAGAGCUGGGGAGGGGGUUGGUUCCCUCCAGCAAGCAGAAAAGGGCCUCCAAGCAGGAGUUGGAAGUUCUGGCUUGAAGGACGUCUACAAGAAGGUCCAACCUGCGAGAAGAAGAUCCAUGAGAAACCGUUACGCCCGAGUGAGAAAGACUAUAAAAGUUGACUUUGGCUUCCUGCGGUUCUCGAACGAGUGAACUUCCUGUGUCAAGCAGCCUUUUGACCUCCAUUUUAUGGCGUCUGCCUUUGAGGAAGCACCGGUGGUGGGGUUCCUCUUCUUCAUUGCUGGGGUGUCGCUGCUCUCUGCCUGCUUUGUGGCUCUCUGCGUAGCAUGCAAAAGGUGUGAGAGACAAACAAAGGUCUUUGGAAAGGGGAAAAUAUACCACGUGGACUUGGCUGUGCCAGGACCGAUGGUACCCUUGGCAUUUGGAGGCUCACUGCCCAACCUGCAGCAGGACGGUGGGAGUGAUCCGGGGGAUGCCAGCAUCGCACCAGCCCUGCUGACUCUUCCUCGCCUGUCGGAUAAAGACGUUGACACGGUGGGCAGCUGCAGCUUCCACUUCCUUCCUCAAAGGGACCUGCCCAACGUCUCGCUUUCUCCAGAGGUGACCUACUCCAACCUCAGCUUCCCAAAACGAGGGGAGGUGACGCUGUUCGAAUCCCAGAGAGUGGAAGGAGAAGAAAACCAGAACAGUCAUCCUGCGGCUGAUAAGAUGGUGGAGAACGUCCAGGCAGGUGGACCCAGCUAUGCGUGUGUUGCGAAGAAGAAGAAGGAGAAAAAGAAGGCGACCAAUGGCAAACAAACCUGGAUGGAGAUGGAUAAACCACAAGAGAUGGAUAAACCUCCUCUCACCGGCACGGCGUUACCUCCGCCAACAAAAGAGAUAGAAGAAAUGUACUCGGUGGUGUGCAAAAAGAAAAAGAAGAAGAAAACCCAUCACUCCGAAGGGGCCGGCGAAGAGACAGCCCCGCAAGCAAAGGGGAUUCCUGCUCAUUGCCAGGAGAGGAUGGUCAGUCAGGAAUCCAACGGCAUUGCAAGUUACCAGUCCUCAUCGGCCCCUACCGCCACGGAGCCUUAUUAUGAGUCUGUGCCAUGUGAACCCCGGGCCAAGGUUGCAAGCCAGCCAGUAGCCGAGCCGGCUUAUGAGUCUGUGGACACUUACUGCAAAGAGGUGAAGAGGAAAUGGAAGGCCCCAAAGAACAAAAUGGCUCCUGAAAAUUUGUAUGAAAGCAUCGACCGAGUAGCCAUUCAGGGCCAAGACUGAGGCAGAACCUCACAACUGGAAAGCUGACUCUGCGUGGCCAUUUCUCGGGUCCAAGGGCCUGAGUUCCAACCGGUAAAUACAGAGAGUCCUCAACUUACAACCAACCGAUCAAUCAAUCAAUCAAUCAAUCAGAAUAUAGGUAGUCCUCGACCACAAUUGGCCCCAAAUUAACGUUGCUAAACGAGACAUUUGUCAAGGGACUUUUCUGACCUGCCUCCCCGCAGUUGUUAAGUGAAU